UCCUGUGCUAUUUUUCUAGUGGUUUUUUUUUUCAUGCUUUUCUUUAAGAAAUCUGAUUUCUGUCAUAUGAUCUCAGGAUAGAUGUAGUUUGUAUUUUUAAAAAGUUUUCCAAUGUCAGAAGUACAGAAAAACCUGGAAAAGCAUUAUCUCCUCCCCAGGUGUGUUCCUAGUGACUAGGCCUCAAAGGAAAUCCUGAAACUGCAAUAUGGUGAUUUAUAAAUCGGUUGCAUUGUUUUCACAGCCAGACUUGGGGUUUGGGGCAACACUGUUCUUUCUAAAGAAUUCCAGAGUUUAGUGAAUUCCCAGGAACAGCCUAAGGCUCUGAUCUGCUGCCGGAUGGAGCUGUCAUCAGUACAGGACGUGGGAUAACCCCUGCAAGAGUUUGAGUUCACAGAGCUGCAGUUUGGGGCUGUGCACAUAUCCCUGGUGCCUGUGCUCCGUUUGGGGCAUCCCAUUCCCAGGAAGAUGCUGGCAGGAAGGGAGAGGCUUGAGAGAAGAAACACCCCCAGAAUGGUAGGGUGGGGAUCUGCCAAGAAAGCCCAGAUCCUUAUCACUUAGUCAAACAGAAAGGCUGGAGAGGAUGUGGUUUGUACCUUUAUCAAGUUUCCUGAAAUGUCUUUAUCAGGUUUUCUCUGUGCUCAUUCUUUCUCAAUUUGGCGGAGGGGGAAAACAAAGUGUGGCUGAUCCUGCCCCACUCGGAGGUUGCUCUGAGUGCAGACUGGGACUGAGUAAUUUUCUCCAGUCAGGACAAGUUGAUGCUGAGCCACAGAUGUCUGGGGUGUUUCAGGGACACUAAAUUCAAUCCCAGGCUGGAUGGGGCUUGGAGUAACCUGGUCUAGUGGAAGGUGUUCCUGCUCAUGACAGGGGGUGGAACUGGAUGGGCUUUAGGGUCACUUCCAAUCCAAACCAGACUGCGAUUCCCUGCUUUCACCUCUCUCAGGACCACAGCUCUGCCCAGCCCCAGUGGGUGGUUCCCAUCAUUAUGAGCAGCUUAUCUCCUAUUUCCUUGUAUUUCAGGAUUGCUUUUUUUUCCAAAAACUGGAGUCUUUAGGAUCAGCUCAUUGUGUGAGAGCAGCUGAUAUCAUAGUUUAAAAAUGCAGAUUUUUUACUUGGGUUUAUUAGUCUUUAUGGCUAGAGAAAAAAGCUUCAAGGAUGGAAAAAAAAGUCACAAAAAAUACAGAAUUUGUUAGUAUAGACUGUACUGGGAUGGUGUUGACCUGCUCACAGCCAGGUAGUGUCUGAGUCUGGGAAGGACUGCCAGGCACUCACAGGGCUAAAACCUGAGAGGACUCCAGCUGCAUCAUCCUCCCCAUCUUUCACAUCCUCCACCUCCUCCACAACCUCCACUUCUGCCCAUCUGUGCUUUUGUUCCCACAUCCUCACAAGGUCCCUGCUCCCACAAAACUCUCCUAACACUGCAUUCCUGCAUCCAGCCAUGCAACCAGUGCUGGGAAUGCCAAAAAAGGAGCAUUUCCCCAUGGUGGGGGUGUGCAGUUACCUGCUCACAGCAGUACCAGGCUCAUGUUUGGAUGGUCAUAACUGCCCAGGCCCUGCUCCAUCCAGCCCCAUGGAAAUGCAGCCAAGAAUGGCCCUGUACAGUGCUGGAGAUUGGUUCCAAGGAAGGGAGGGGUCCUCCAUCCCCAGGAAAGCGUCUUGGUCAUGGAAUGGUGGACACCAUAGGGACCACAGGGCUGUGUGAGUCUGUGAGCAGAUACAGACCUCCAGGGACCCCCCCAGGCAAAGUCACCACCAGUGGCAUGGUGGCAUGAUGUGACAUCAGACCCCGGGGCAGCCUUGGGAACGGCAGCAUCCCUCCCACAGGUAUUUCCCAGCUGCAGCCCCACCUGAGCCAUGACAGUGCUCUGCCUAGGUCUAUCGUCCUCAUUCCAAAAUCCACCAGGAGACUGGAUUUACAUCCCCAGCAAAGAGAGGGGACACCAGAUAAAGGACCGCUGGACUUUGGGGUGGCAGCAGAAGGAGAGGAAGGAAACCACCAGGGUCCAGGGGCUACACACAGGCAGGAGGUAAUUUGUACCAAAUGAUGAGGAGCAGAUGAGCUCAGAGGGUCCUGGGGCUUCUUAGCCCCAAGAUCAGAUUUCAUGGCAUGAGGAGGCACCCUGGGGCUCUGCCAGCAGACAUGACCCUGGAAUCCUCCACAUGGAGUUGAGUGCAACCUGGUCUCCUUGAGACCAGGGUUAACACUGCACGGGGGAAACUGAGGCAGGGAGUGGCUGAGGGACUGGGUGAAGUCACAGGGAAGACCUGCUUGAGGAAGGAUUUGGACUGGUGAUUCUCAUGUCCCAGAGCCCUCAUGGAGGCCUUGUCAGCUCUGUCCUUCCCCAGCAAGGUGGGUGCUGGGGCAGGGCCAGGUGACUAAACCAGAUAAAACCAACCAUGAGGGGACAAAUCCCACACUGGCAUUAAGCAGGAGCCUGGACCAGGAGUGUUGCUGGUGGCACUCAGUGCUGUAACUGCCUGAGCAGAGCUGAGCAACCACAGUACUUGGCACCUCUCCCCAUCCCUGAACGAAGGGCCAUCAUCCUGGUCCACAUAUCAAAGCAGCAGGGCUCUCCAGGGACCUGCAGAUUUGGAAGCUGUUUCUGUGUUCAGGCAAGUGGCCCCGGGGCUGGCAGCUCUGAGCAUUUAGUCCCGAGCACCUGGAGCUGUCAGGGCAGUGCCUCCCUGCCUCCCGGAGGGCUGAGCUGGCUGCCAGCUGCACGGCACAGCACAAAUCCAUGGCACGUGCUCUGGCUGCAGCCACCGGCACUUGGCAGGGCAGGAGGGAUUUGGCAUGGACACAGCAGGAGCCGGUGAGAGUCGUGGGAGGUGGUGUUGUUGUUGGUUUCAGAGAGCCCUUUGCCUUCCCUCUUCCUAGCCCUGUCCACCCAAGGAUCAGUAUUGCUGCUGGCACAUUGCUGAGGGGCAGGAAGCACUGGAGACCAACCUGCCACUCUUCUGGGCAAUGUUACAUUUAAAAUCUGUCCCAUCCUCACAUGGAGCCAGGUAUUUCAGAGUAUGAUGAGAGCUCUGGGCAUGGGCGCCGCCCCAAAACUGGUGCUAAGGAAGGCACUUGGGCUCAGCCUUUAGUUUAGUCUGAGACAAGUGGGAACUGCAGGUGUCAGAGGUGCGAUGGGGACACUCUGAGGCACAUCCCCAAGCAGCCGCUGGCCCCUGGGACAGCCACAGCCUGUGACUCUACCCUCAAAUAGACACACACAGGUGUGAGCAUGUGUGUACACUCCCUGGCUACAUGCCAGCAGGCAGGAGUGCACGGUGCUGUGGUUGUGGUUCUGCUCAAAGAUCCGAUGAUGUUUCAACAUUUCCUCUUUCUGCUUUGUGUUCCAUUUCCUGUGGUUGUGGGACACUGCUGGCACAAUCCUGGGCAACCAUGGGGGCACACAGGGCAGAGGGGGAGGCCCUACUGCCCACUGCUCCCUGCCAGCAUCCCCCAGGCUCCCCCAGCUGUAGUGUGUCCCAGCCAAAUGGGUACUUGGCUGUAGUUUUCUCUGCCCGGGGAAUUCUAAAACUGCCAAGAUGCUUGUGCCCAGGAGGGAGGAAGAGCCAAGGGUGACGCCAGGGCAGCGAUGUCCCAGCCACUUGUCACAUCGGCCGUUGGCAGCAGGAACCGCAGGGCCACCCACUCUGGUCUGUCUCAGAGGGUCUCCUCCUGCCCCUGGGCUCCACAGGCAUUUUGUGGCCCUUUAAUUCUCCCCCACAGGCUCACCAGCCUCUGACCUUCAGGCCUGGUAGCAGCAGGUAUCUCCCAGAGUCCCCACAGCCACUGACAGAGUCCAAGCUUUCCUGGGACAUCGGUGCCAAGCACCACCAGCACAUUUCUGGACUUGUGCCCUUUCACUCCUCUCCUUUCCCUGGAUUUUUAGCUGAGACAAGACCAGCCACUGAGUUUAGUGUCUGCUCAAGGUGUCAACAACUACCCUGGGUCAAGGUGAUGGGAAGAGGCAGACAAUCCCUGGCAGGGUUGUGGGUACCAUCCUGCCCCCUUGGGAAUUCACCCUUUCCACUCCUGCUGCCCCAAAGUGUCUGCAGGAGUGUCUGCAAGGAUACAUGAACCCCUGCCAGGGGGCUUCACUCCAACACCCAUGUGAUGCUGCAGGGCUGAGAGGACCCUUUGAGGAGCUGGCAGGGGGCAACAUCUGCACCACCCGUGGGGUGAACUCCUGCAAGCAGUGCCUGGCUGUCAGUCCCCUCUGUGCCUGGUGCUCUGCUGAGGUCUGGGUGCAGUCGACCCCUCGCUGUGACCUGCAUGCCAACCUCCUGCACAAUGGCUGCAGCCAGGACCACAUCGAGUCCCCCAGCAGCAGCGUCACCAUCCUGGAGGACCGGCCCCUCAGCAGCAAGGGCUCGGGGGGGUCCACCACCACCCAGAUGAGCCCCCAGAGAAUACAGCUGAACCUGCGGCCAGAUGACUCCCAGGUCUUUCAUGUCCAAGUGCGUCAAGUGGAAGAUUACCCUGUGGACAUCUACUACCUCAUGGACCUGUCUAACUCAAUGAAGGAUGAUCUGAGGAACAUCCAGAACCUGGGCACAAAACUGGCCAGUGAGAUGCGUAAGCUCACCAGCAACCUACGCAUCGGCUUUGGGGCCUUUGUGGACAAACCCAUUUCCCCCUACAUGUACAUAUCUCCUCCAGAAGCCAUCAACAACCCUUGCUACGAGAUCGGGGAAACCUGCCUGCCCAUGUUUGGGUACAAACACGUCCUGUCGCUCACGGAUGAGGUGACUCGCUUCAACGAGGAGGUGCGGAAGCAGAGUGUCUCCCGGAACCGCGAUGCACCUGAGGGCGGCUUCGAUGCCAUCAUCCAGGCCACCGUGUGUGAUGAAAAAAUUGGCUGGAGGAAUGAUGCUUCCCAUCUGCUUGUCUUCACCACGGACGCGAAGACCCACAUCGCACUGGACGGACGGCUGGCGGGCAUUGUGCAGCCCAAUGACGCCCAGUGCCACAUCGACAAGGAUAAUUUCUACUCUGCCACCACCACACUGGACUAUCCCUCUCUGGGCCUGAUGACUGAGAAACUCUCACAGAAGAACAUCAACUUGAUCUUUGCUGUGACAGAUACGGUUGUUGGCCUCUACCAGAACUACAGCGAGCUGAUCCCAGGCACAACUGUGGGCACCUUGUCCAGAGACUCCAGCAACGUCCUGCAGCUCAUAGUAGACUCCUAUGGGAAAAUCCGCUCCAAAGUGGAGCUGGAGGUGCGUGACCUCCCUGAAGAGCUGUCCCUGACCUUCAAUGCCACCUGCCUCAACGACGAGGUCAUCCCUGGGCUCAAGUCUUGCAUGGGGCUCAAGAUCGGGGACACGGUGAGCUUCAGUAUCGAGGCCAAAGUGCGGGGCUGUCCCCAGGAGCAGCAGAAAUCCUUCACCAUCAAACCUGUGGGCUUCAAGGACAGCCUGACGGUGGUGGUGAACUUCGAGUGCGAGUGCUCCUGUGAGAGCCACGCCGAGACCAACAGCCCGUCCUGCAGCCACGGUAAUGGCACUCUGGAGUGCGGCGUGUGCCGCUGCAACCCCGGGCGCCUGGGCUCACACUGCGAGUGCUCGGAGGAGGAGUACAACCCCUCACAGCAGGACAACUGCAGUCCCCGGCCAGGCCAGCCCCUCUGCAGCCAGCGUGGCGAGUGCAUCUGCGGGCAGUGCGUGUGCCACAGCAGCGACUUUGGGAAGGUGACGGGCAAGUACUGCGAGUGCGAUGACUUUUCCUGUGUUCGCUUCAAGGGCCAGAUGUGCUCAGGCCAUGGGCAGUGCAGCUGUGGAGACUGUCUGUGCAACUCAGACUGGACAGGAGACUACUGCAACUGCACCACGCGCACUGACACCUGCAUGUCCAGCAACGGGCUGGUGUGCAGCGGCCAUGGCUCCUGCGUGUGCGGCCGCUGCGAGUGCACCCAGCCCGGCUCCUAUGGAGACACCUGCGAGAAGUGCCCCACCUGCCCGGACGCCUGCACCAUCAAAAAGGAUUGCGUGGAGUGCAAGAAAUUUGAGCGGGGAAAGCUGGUGGAGCAGCAGUCCUGCAGCCGCAUGUGCCGUGACGAGAUUGAGACAGUGCAGGCACUGAGUGACAAGGGCAAGGAUGCUGUGAACUGCACCUACAAGGAUGAGAAUGACUGUGUGAUGAGGUUCCAGUACUAUGAGGACUCCAGUGGCAAGUCCAUCCUCUAUGUCAUCGAGGAGCCUGACUGUCCAAAGGGGCCAGACGUCCUGGUGGUCCUGCUCUCAGUGACAGGUGCCAUCCUGCUCAUCGGCCUCGCUGCCCUGCUCAUAUGGAAGCUCCUCAUCACCAUCCAUGACCGCCGUGAGUUUGCCCAUUUCGAGGAGGAGAAGGCCAGGGCCAAGUGGGACACGACCCAUAACCCUUUAUAUAAAGAGGCCACAUCUACCUUCACCAACAUAACAUACCGUGGAAACAUGUAAGGAUGCCACAUCCAGCACUGGCCAUGGGAUCAUCUGAUGAUCAGUGGGAUCUCCUAGAACCCAGUUUACAGAAGAGCUUGUUUGUGUCUGCCUGUAUGAAUGACUGCAUGUAAUUUAACAAGUCCCUGACUGCCUCCAACCCCUAUUGUCUGUCACCCCACUGUAACUGCAGGGACGUGCUUUCCAUGGCAAACCUCAGUCCUUACCUCAACGGGUCGCUCACAAAGCUACCAGCCCCCCCAUACACUGAACACAGAGAAAUGGGAUGAUCUCUGUCAGUCUGUGAACUCUUUGGUGCUCAUCAGGCCACGGGCAUUUCAGGAGCAGCUGCUGGAACCACAUGCUGAGCUGUGCUCUCCUUCACAGUGUGUGCUGGUGAAGCUCUGCCUGCUUGGAGUCCCCUUCUGCACUGGCCUUGGUCCCUCUGAGCACAGUGACCUUCUCCUUCGGGACAGGGCAGCUGCCAGCACGCAGAAGCCAUCGCUGGCUUUGGGGGUUCAGGACACUGCUCGAGCAGCCCAGCAGCUCCUUUCUUCAUGCAGCCAUAUGUCACUGGUGCUGCUGUGACCCAGGGUGGCAAAAAGCUGUGCCCCACAUAACAGUGCCCUCCCUCACUCCCUCCAAUGCAUUAGUCUAUACCACCUACCAGUUCUGUGUAGCAUCAGCUGUGCUGGUACCAACUGAAGCCUGGCUCAGCCCCUGGGAUGGUGCUGAGCUCCUCCUGUCUGCCUCCGCUGUCCCCAUGCCACCGCGCACAUGGAUGUGCAAGCAGCUGCUUCAGGAGGGUCAUGACACCUGAUAUCCCUUGAGCCUGGCCACCUCUCUCCACUUACUAUCUUUUUUAAACUGUGUAACUGCACCACCCCUGAACUUCUGUGUGGCUCAGGGUUCCAGAAGAGCAGGCAGGGUUCAGGCUAUGUCCUGCUGCUUGGGGCUGUGUGUCACCCGUGGAGGAAAACAAGGAGAUGUCCCAGGGGCAGUGCUGGGCUGUAACAGUGCUGCUGCUUGGUCCCUGCCCUGCCAGAGCACAUGGCUCAAUUCUCCUCAAUUGGCCCAAAAAGCAACAGUGACCUUGCUCCCAUCGUGGGGUUGACCCCAACGGCCCCAGCAGUGUGUUGGCUGAGCUGGUGGUGGCCCCGUGUCCCUGUUCCCUGGCUGGCCUGUCAGUGUGGGAGCAGGGGCAGCAGUUGGUGCUGGGUGGGAUCUGGGGCUGAGCCCUGGAGGGGGGCCAGGGAUGGAUGGACAGCACCAGAGUGCCAGUGAUUCACAUCACAAAAAUAAAAAUAAUAAC
This is a messenger RNA of Motacilla alba alba, 7723 nucleotides long. RefSeq names its product integrin subunit beta 3 (gene ITGB3). The transcript has 15 exons. The coding region runs from base 4066 to 6432 and encodes 788 amino acids. Gene Ontology annotation, cellular component: integrin complex; cell surface; focal adhesion. Gene Ontology annotation, molecular function: fibrinogen binding; fibronectin binding; zinc ion binding. The record is from RefSeq and is a predicted model, not a curated record. Lineage: Eukaryota; Metazoa; Chordata; Aves; Passeriformes; Motacillidae. Gene Ontology annotation, biological process: cell-matrix adhesion; cell adhesion mediated by integrin; cell migration.